AUGUAGAUCAAACCACCAAAUUCAUGCUAACAGAGAAACCAUUCGGACAAUUGUUAAUAUGAAUAUUGAGAUGGACUUAAACCAAAAUGUUUUUAGAAUUCGGAACAAUAUUUUGGUUAUUGUAAUGAUAUAACAUAUAAAAUACCCAUCUUUAUUUCUUGUUACAGCUUACUUAACUUGAUUAUUGAUUAAAAUUUAUUUUUGAUCCUUCUACAAAUAAGUGUGUAGAAAGAACAAAAUUAUGUUUUGGAUUAGGAUUUGGAGCUUUUAAUUGGAAUGAAGUGUAGUAGACAAAUUAUUAUGUGAUUGAAAUAGUUUUUAUAAUGUAUAGAAAAUGAUCAAAUUGUUAUUGGGAUGUAGAAUCAAGUUAUUGUAGACCCAAUUAAUGCUACAAUAUCACUCUCUAAAUGUAUUCCCAUGAUUUAUUCUAAUAAGUUAUAAAUCAUAGAAAAUCAAAGUGUCUUGUCUUAAGAUUAGAAAAAAUUUAUUUGGAUUAAUUACAGGUUUAUUGAUUGUUGA
Paramecium pentaurelia is the source of this 519-nucleotide messenger RNA. The record is from the annotation of a GenBank genome assembly. Lineage: Eukaryota; Ciliophora; Oligohymenophorea; Peniculida; Parameciidae.